UCUUGCUCGGAGAGGGAUUUCUGUUGCUUAGUGCUAUAUUUUCAUUUCUCUGGCGCCAAAGAACAUCUGCAUCUAGAGUUAUAAGGUGAAACUUAUUUACAGGUGCAAUGUCUUGCCCACCGAAAUCAGAUGACUUGGUUUUCUUUGUGAAUGGGAGGAAGGUGAUAGAGAGGAAUGCGGACCCAGAAGUCACUCUGCUGAACUUUCUACGAAAGAACUUACGCCUCACAGGAACCAAGUAUGCCUGUGGAAGAGGAGGCUGCGGUGCCUGUACUGUGAUGGUGUCCAAGCAUGACCCAGUGUCUGCGAAGAUAAGACACUUCUCCAUUACUGCAUGUCUGGUGCCCAUCUGCUCUCUGUAUGGGGCUGCUGUCACCACUGUAGAAGGUAUUGGAAGUAUCAACACCAGGCUUCACCCUGUGCAGGAGAGGAUCGCCAGGAGCCACGGCACCCAGUGUGGAUUCUGCACCCCUGGGAUGGUGAUGUCCAUGUACACACUGCUUAGGAACCACCUACAGCCUUCAGAGGAGCAGCUCAUGGAAGCCCUGGGGGGUAAUCUAUGCCGCUGUACUGGGUAUCGGCCAAUUCUCGAAAGUGGAAGGACCUUCUGUGUGGAGUCAACUGACUGUCAAAAGAAAAGAACAGGAAAAUGCUGCUCGGAUCUGGGAGGAAAUGAUUCUUCCUCACUCAGCAGGGAAAGUGACAUUUGCACAGACUUAUUUGUGGAAGAGGAGUUCCAGCCCUUGGACCCUACCCAGGAGCUCAUAUUUCCCCCAGAACUCUUGAGAAUGGCAAAGAACCCAGAAAAACAAACCCUGACCUUCCAUGGAGAGAGGGUUACCUGGAUCUCCCCUGGCACCCUCAAGGAUCUCCUGGAGCUGAAAGCAAAACAUCCUGAGGCCCCUCUCAUCUUGGGCAACACUUCACUGGGACCUGCAAUGAAAUCUCAAGGACGUGUUCACCCAAUUCUCCUCUCUCCUGCUAGGAUUUCUGAGCUCAGUAUGGUAUUUAAAACAAGUGAUGGACUGACAAUAGGUGCUGGCUGCAGUCUGGCCCAAGUGAAGGACAUUUUGGCUGAGCAAGUUUCCGAGCUUCCAGAGGAGAAAACUCAGACAUACCGAGCCCUCCUAAAGCACCUGAAGAGUCUGGCAGGACAGCAGAUCCGGAAUAUGGCAUCCUUAGGGGGACAUGUUAUAAGCCGACAUUGCUAUUCGGAUCUGAAUCCAAUUUUGGUUGUGGGCAAUGCUACCCUCAAUCUGAUAUCAGAAGAAGGUACACGGCAGAUCCCUCUAAAUGACCAUUUUCUUGCUGGGUUGGCAAGUGCAGACCUUAAGCCAGAGGAAAUUUUGGAAUCUGUGUACAUCCCGCACUCUCAAAAGUGGGAAUUUGUGUCAGCCUUCCGACAGGCUCAGUGCCAGCAAAAUGCCUUGGCCGAUGUGAGUGCUGGCAUGCGAGUCAUUCUUGAAGAAGCCACAGACACCAUCAAGGAGCUGAGCCUCUCCUAUGGAGGGGUUGGGGAAGCCACAAUUGGUGCACAUAAAUCCUGCCAGCAGCUCAUAGGGAGGCCCUGGAAUGAGCCAAUGCUGGAGGAAGCUUGCAGGCUGCUUCUGGAAGAGGUCUCCCUCCCAGGCUGGGCUCCAGGGGGAAGAGUGGAAUUCAAGAGGACUUUGGUGGUCAGCUUCUUCUUCAAAUUCUACCUAGAAGUUCUGCAGGAACUGAAGAAGCUUGCAAAAGUGUCUGACAGUCAUCAUUAUCCUGAAAUUUCAGACCGAUUCCUAAGUGCUCUAGAAGAUUUCCCUGUCACAGGACCCCGGGGAGUCCAAAGGUACCAGAGUGUGGAUUCUCACCAGUCCCUCCAAGAUCCAGUUGGACGCCCCAUCAUGCACCUGUCAGGUCUUAAACAUGCUACAGGUGAAGCCAUAUUUUGUGAUGACAUCCCUAUGGUGGAUAGAGAACUUUUCAUGGUUUUGGUGACCAGUACAAAAGCCCAUGCAAAAAUCAUAUCAAUUGAUUUGUCUGAGGCCCUUGAACUACCUGGGGUGGUUGAUGUGAUAACAGCUGAGGACAUUCCAGGCACCAAUGGUGCCGAGGAUGACAAAUUGUUGGCUGUAGAUGAGGUGCUUUGCGUGGGCCAGAUCAUCUGUGCUGUGGUUGCAGAGACAGAUGUACAGGCAAAGAGAGCAAUUGAAAAGAUACAGAUCACCUACAAAGAUCUGGAGCCCAUAAUCUUCACCAUCAAGGAUGCCAUAAAGCACAACUCAUUCCUAUGCCCUGAAAAAAAACUUGAACAAGGAAACAUUGAGGAGGCAUUUGAAAAAGUCGAUCAAAUUGUUGAAGGAGAGGUCCAUGUUGGAGGCCAGGAACAUUUCUACAUGGAAACACAAAGAGUGAUUGUUAUUCCAAAGGCAGAGGACAAAGAACUGGACAUUUAUGUAUCAACACAGGAUCCAGCCCACGUGCAGAAAACAGUGUCCUCUACUUUAAAUAUCCCCAUCAACAGGAUCACCUGUCAUGUCAAGCGGGUGGGUGGAGGUUUUGGCGGAAAAGUAGGAAGACCAGCUGUAUUUGGGGCUAUUGCUGCUGUGGGUGCUAUCAAAACUGGUCGUCCCAUUCGUCUUGUUCUUGAUCGUGAAGAUGAUAUGUUAAUAACUGGGGGAAGACACCCAUUAUUUGGAAAAUAUAAAGUGGGAUUCAUGAACAAUGGGCGAAUCAAAGCUCUAGACAUUGAGUGUUUCAUUAAUGGAGGAUGCACACUGGAUGACUCUGAGCAGGUAACAGAAUUUCUUAUAUUAAAGCUGGAAAAUGCAUAUAAAAUCCACAACCUUCGAUUCCGGGGCCGGGCAUGCAUGACAAAUUUACCAUCCAAUACGGCCUUUCGCGGAUUUGGCUUCCCACAAGGAACCCUGAUAACAGAAUCUUGCAUCACAGCUGUGGCAGCCAAAUGUGGCCUUCUGCCAGAAGAGAUUAGGGAGAAGAACAUGUACAAAACAAUUGAUAAAACCAUCUACAAACAAGCAUUCAGCCCCGAGACCCUGAUAAGAUGUUGGAAUGAGUGUCUGGACAAGUCUUCCUUUCAUAGCAGAAGAAUACAAGUGGAAGAGUUUAACAAGAAGAAUUAUUGGAAAAAGAAAGGCAUUGCAAUUAUCCCCAUGAAGUUUUCAGUCGGCUUUGCUGCAACAAGCUAUCAUCAGGCAGCUGCACUUGUUCAUAUCUACACAGAUGGGUCUGUAUUGGUCACACAUGGAGGCAACGAACUGGGACAAGGUAUUCACACCAAAAUGCUUCAGGUGGCCAGCCGUGAAUUAAAACUACCCAUGUCUUAUAUGCACAUCUGUGAAACAAGUACAGCCACGGUACCGAAUACAAUUGCUACAGCAGCUUCCAUUGGUUCGGACAUCAAUGGCAAAGCCGUGCAGAAUGCAUGUCAGAUCCUUCUGAAACGCCUUGAGCCCAUCAUUAAGAAAAAUCCAGGAGGUACAUGGGAGGACUGGAUAGAAGCUGCUUUUGAACAAAGAAUCAGUCUUUCAGCCACUGGAUACUUCAGGGGAUACAAGGCCGACAUGGACUGGGAGAAGGGAGAAGGAGACCCUUUUCCAUACUAUGUCUAUGGAGCAGCCUGUUCUGAGGUUGAAAUUGACUGCCUGACAGGCGCUCACAAGAAAAUCAGAACGGACAUCAUCAUGGAUGCAUGUUGCAGCCUAAAUCCUGCCAUUGAUAUUGGGCAGGUUGAAGGUUCCUUUAUUCAGGGAAUGGGCCUUUAUACCACUGAAGAGCUAAAAUAUUCCCCAGAAGGUGUUCUGUACUCUCGAGGCCCAGAUGAAUAUAAAAUUCCAACCAUCACUGACGUCCCAGAGGAGUUCAAUGUCUCCUUGUUGCCAUCAUCACAAACCCCAUUAACCAUCUAUUCAUCCAAGGGCCUGGGGGAGUCCGGGAUGUUCUUGGGGUCAUCUGUGUUCUUUGCCAUCACUGAUGCUGUGGCUGCAGCAUGCAAAGAAAGAGACAUAGUCGAGGACUUCAUAGUGAAGAGUCCAGCAACCCCGGAACAAGUUCGAAUGGCCUGUGCAGAUCGGUUCACAGAGAUGAUCCCAAGAGAUGACCCUAAGACAUUUAAACCUUGGUCUAUCCCUAUAGCGUAACACUGCUGUCAUUUCCUAAAAGGUGUUUCAGUUUUUCACAAGUGAAAAGAUGGUUUGUUAAUCCAAACUGAUACACUGUUGUGGAAGAAAAGACAAAUUUUAGAAACAUUAUUCAAGCCUGAUUAGGCUAACAAGAUAAAUCAUUAUUUGCUUAGACAUUUUAGCCUAGAGGUCACCAGAUAAGCAUUGCAAUAUCCACAGUAGCCAAGUUUAAGUUUGAUUUGUUUGUGAAGACAUCACGUAAAUAUUGCUCUAAAAGCAAACUUUUUUCUUUGUGUAUGCCUCCAAUCUAACUGGACUGACUAGUAAUACAGGUUGUGAUCCUAGAGUGGAAGACACUUCUCAGUAAAUAAACAUGUGAUUACUUUCCUCAA
Molecule: messenger RNA, 4510 nt
Organism: Herpailurus yagouaroundi (jaguarundi)
Lineage: Eukaryota; Metazoa; Chordata; Mammalia; Carnivora; Felidae
Product: aldehyde oxidase 2
Exons: 36
Coding region: 108-4136 (1342 amino acids)
Molecular function (GO): FAD binding; oxidoreductase activity; NAD binding
Source: RefSeq, a predicted model, not a curated record